This is a messenger RNA of Teleopsis dalmanni, 2066 nucleotides long. RefSeq names its product sodium/potassium/calcium exchanger 3-like. The transcript is spliced from 8 exons. Lineage: Eukaryota; Metazoa; Arthropoda; Insecta; Diptera; Diopsidae. The coding region runs from base 195 to 1757 and encodes 520 amino acids. Gene Ontology annotation, cellular component: membrane. Gene Ontology annotation, molecular function: calcium channel activity; calcium, potassium:sodium antiporter activity. Gene Ontology annotation, biological process: calcium ion transmembrane transport; intracellular calcium ion homeostasis. The record is from RefSeq and is a predicted model, not a curated record.
AAACAAAAAAAAAAAAAUAAAAGAAGAAAAUAGAGAAAAAGUAUCUAAGACAAGCAACGCGGAUAGAAAUCUUGAUUGAGUUAUUUUACUUGCCGCAGUUUACGAGUGGCCACCACCAACGCAGCACAAACGAACACCAUAACAAUAAAGCCAACAAUAAUAAUAACAACAACAACAAUAACGAAGACAACAACAUGGAAGAUUAUUGGGGCCUAAGCAGCACAAACGAUAUAAAUUGCACUCAACCCGCUAUUGAUGAUUUUCCCAAAGAUUUAUUCACAGAAGCACAAAGACAGGCUGGAGCUGUUGUACUGCAUGUACUUGCAAGUCUAUAUCUUUUUGUAGCUCUAGCUGUAGUCUGUGAUGAGUACUUCGUGCCAGCCGUGGAAAAAAUAUGUGCAGCGUUAAAUAUGUCGAAUGAUGUUGCUGGGGCUACAUUUAUGGCGGCAGCAACAUCGGCACCGGAAUUGUUCGUCAACGUGAUUGGCACAUUUAUCACAGAAGGUGAUAUUGGCGUUGGUACUAUAGUGGGUUCAGCUGUGUUUAAUAUAUUAGCGGUGGCAGCAUGUUGUGGAAUUGGUGCAGGAAUGACAAUACCACUUGAUUGGUGGCCAUUGACAAGAGAUAGUAUAGCAUAUGGCAUAACAGUAGCAAUACUUAUUUGUGUUAUGCAUGAUGAACGCGUAGAGUGGUACGAGGCACUCAUAUUGGUUUCAUUGUAUGCAGUGUAUUUAGCAGUAAUGUACUUUGAUAAAGCAUUUCAAAAAUGCGCUAAAGGUGGAGUAAAACAGGCGCGCUCCCGAAGCCGCUCCUCCAAUUGCAGCAUACACACAAAAAACAGUAAUGAGAAGGAACCUACAGAUAUUGUUGAAAAUCGCAUAUGCCAAAAUAUAUCCACAAUACAACUUAACGGUGGUGUCAAUAAUGAUUCAUCCAAAAUGCAACCUCUUUCAAUAGUCACAACUUCAACACAAACCACAACAACGGCUUCCGUAACCGGAACUGUUACAGCGCCCAUAUCAUCAAAUGCUCCUGUCACAUUAUCUAUUGAGAACACUGAACCUGGCACAACAUCAGCACAAAAGGAAGCAGAGCCCGAAGAGGAGGGUUACUCGUUACUGCGCUAUCCAAAGGGCAAAAGUUGUUUCGCACAAUUUACUUGGAUUAUAAUUUGGCCAAUACAUUUGCUUUUUCGCAUCGCAAUACCAGAUUGCAAGAAAACCAAAAAUAAUAAAAUAUUUCCCUUGACAUUCAUUAUGUGUAUAGUGUGGAUUGGUUCACUGUCAUAUGUUGUUGCUUGGAUGAUAACAAUAAUUGGUGAUACAUUGAAAAUUCCGGAUUCAGUUAUGGGCAUCACAUUUUUGGCAGCAGGAACAAGUGUACCUGAAGCCGUAUCCAGUGUUAUUGUAGCAAAAAGAGGUCAUGGUUCGAUGGGUAUCUGUAACUCAAUUGGUUCAAAUACGUUUGAUAUUUUGCUCUGCUUAGGCGUACCAUGGCUAAUCAAGGCAGUCUUCUUCCCUAUACAACCUGGACAAAACUAUGUUGGCAUCAAUUCAGCUGGUCUAGAAUAUUCUGCAAUAACGCUGUUAUCAACUCUAUUUUUGCUCUACAUCACAUUCUCCUUUAACAAAUUCAAACUGGAUAAGAAAGUCGGUACGGCGUGUUUGGUUAUGUAUUUAGUCUUCUUGGUAUUCGCUUCACUAAUAGAACUGAACGUAUUCUUCCGUGUGAAUCUACCGACUUGUGGUCGGUCAUGAAGCUUUCAAGUGUAAAAGCUGUAUGAAGUUUAGUUUAAGAAUUAAUUUUCAUUUGAAAAGUUUCGAAAAUAUAUAUAUAUAUAUAUCUUUCGCAUUGUUGCAAAGAGUUUUUAAUGAAAACCAAACAAAAUACAAACGCAACGGUCAGUCCUUGAAAUGCUUAGUUUGAAUAUUUUUUUAAGUUUUGAAUGAAAAAAUUUACUUUGUUAUAAAAAACAUUUAUAACAUAAAUACUGUUUAUUGUAUCAUUAAUUUAGAUUUUCACAUUUUAGUUAGUUCGGAUUACUUUUAAUAUAUAAGUUGAAUAAA